Messenger RNA from Hibiscus syriacus, 2385 nucleotides. Its product is annotated as subtilisin-like protease SBT1.5. Gene Ontology annotation, molecular function: serine-type endopeptidase activity. Gene Ontology annotation, biological process: proteolysis. Lineage: Eukaryota; Viridiplantae; Streptophyta; Magnoliopsida; Malvales; Malvaceae. The record is from RefSeq and is a predicted model, not a curated record.
ACGUACACUCUCGAAGCUCCAUCCUUUUACCCAUCAAUGGGUAUCUUACUUGUCUUCUUUCUGUCACUUCUCUCUCUAGCUUCUACAGCUUCCCGGGUCGAGCAGAAAACCUUCAUCGUAAGAGUCAAACAUGAAGCCAAGCCUUCCAUUUUCACCACUCACAAGCACUGGUACGAAUCUUCACUUUCCUCUGUUCUCUCCCCUUCAACUCCUACCCAAGUUCUUCACGUAUACGACAGCGUUUUCCACGGCUUCUCGGCUAAGCUUUUGCCGACCGAAGCCCUCAAGCUUCAAGCACUUCCCCAUGUCAUAGCCGUCAUCCCUGAACAAGUCCGUUACUUGCAAACCACGCGCUCUCCUCUCUUCUUAGGACUCAAGACCACCGACAAAGCUGGCCUUUUGAAAGAAUCCGACUUUGGGUCCGAUCUUGUUAUCGGAGUCAUUGACACAGGUAUUUGGCCCGAGCGUCAAAGCUUCAACGACCGUGACUUGGGUCCUAUUCCUUCUAAAUGGAAUGGCCAAUGCGUGACGACAGAAGACUUCGGUUCCGAUUCUUGUAAUAAGAAGCUUAUCGGCGCAAGGUAUUUCUGCAGUGGCUACGAAGCAACUAACGGCAAAAUGAAUGAAACCUCGGAGUUGCGUUCCCCACGAGACUCGGACGGCCACGGUACCCACACUGCUUCUAUCGCUGCCGGAAGGUAUGUGUUUCCAGCUUCUACAUUAGGUUAUGCUAAAGGAGUGGCUGCCGGGAUGGCGCCAAAGGCGAGACUAGCAGCUUAUAAAGUAUGCUGGAAUGCUGGUUGUUAUGACUCUGAUAUUCUAGCCGCCUUCGACUCCGCUGUUGCUGAUGGCGUUGAUGUGAUUUCUUUGAGUGUUGGCGGUGCCGUGGUGCCUUACUAUCUUGACGCCAUUGCGAUUGGCGCUUUCGGUGCAGCGGAUAAAGGGAUUUUUGUGUCUGCCUCGGCAGGCAAUGGGGGUCCCGGUGGAUUAACUGUUACCAAUGUGGCUCCAUGGGUGGCUACCAUUGGUGCUGGGACGAUUGACAGAGAUUUUCCAGCUGAUGUUAAACUUGGAAAUGGGAAAGUUGUGCCUGGAGUCGGCGUGUAUAAUGGGCCGGGUUUAUCUUCGGGUCGGAUGUAUCCAUUGGUUUAUGGUGGAUCCGGUGGUGGUGACGGGUAUUCUUCGUCUUUGUGCUUAGAAGGUUCUUUGGAUCCCAAUUUGGUGAAAGCCAAAAUCGUUUUGUGCAAUAGAGGGAUUAAUUCCAGAGCCGCUAAGGGGGAUGUUGUGAAGAAAGCUGGAGGAGUAGGAAUGAUUUUAGCUAAUGGAGUUUUCGAUGGGGAAGGUUUAGUUGUUGAUUGUCAUGUCUUGCCAGCUACUGCUGUUGGUGCAUCAAACGCAGAUGAGAUUAGGCGAUACAUUGAUUCUGCAUCAAAAUCAAACUCACUUGCCACUGCAACUAUCAUCUUUAAAGGGACUCGGUUAGGGGUCAGGCCAGCACCUGUCGUGGCUUCGUUUUCGGCUCGAGGUCCUAACCCGGAGACCCCAGAAAUUUUGAAGCCUGACGUGAUAGCUCCUGGAUUGAACAUCCUUGCUGCCUGGCCUGAUAAAGUUGGUCCAUCUGGGCUUCCAUCGGAUUAUCGAAGGGUAGAGUUCAAUAUUCUUUCAGGCACUUCAAUGGCUUGUCCCCAUGUUUCGGGACUGGCUGCUUUGUUGAAAGCAGCUCAUCCUGAAUGGAGCCCAGCAGCCAUUAAGUCUGCCCUGAUGACAACAUCUUACACUGUUGAUAAUCGCGGGGAAACUAUGAUUGAUGAAUCGAACGGAAAUACUUCAACGGUUUUCGAUUUUGGAUCCGGUCAUGUUCACCCCACAAAGGCUAUGGAUCCUGGUCUGGUUUACGAUAUAAAUCCCAUGGAUUACGUGGAUUUCUUGUGCAAUUCGAACUAUACAAUCAACAACAUUCAAGUGAUCACCAGGAGGAAUGCAGAUUGCAGUGGGGCAAAACGAGCUGGCCAUAUUGGGAACCUGAAUUACCCAUCUUUUUCAGUUGUUUUCCUACAGUUUGGCAAUCAUAAGAUGUCGACACACUUCAUUAGGCAAGUGACUAAUGUUGGGGACCCAAAUUCAGUGUACGAAGUGACAAUCAGGCCACCUGGUGGCACACUUGUGACGGUAGAGCCACAGCAGCUCGUGUUUAGGAGGGUAGGGCAGAAAUUGAAUUUUGUUGUAAGAGUGGAGACCAUGGCAGUCAAGCUUGCCCCCGGAAGCACUAGCAUGAAAAGUGGUUGGAUAGUGUGGUCUGAUGGGAAGCACAAUGUCACUAGUCCCAUAAUUGUGACAAUGCAGCAACCUCUGUAGUUUAGAAAUUCUGUUUUAGGAAUUUUGGUC